Purpureocillium lilacinum is the source of this 447-nucleotide messenger RNA. Lineage: Eukaryota; Fungi; Ascomycota; Sordariomycetes; Hypocreales; Ophiocordycipitaceae. The record is from RefSeq and is a predicted model, not a curated record.
AUGAGAGCAAUGCGUGUCAUGCUCGAAUGUGCGCCAUCACUCAGGCAAAGCAGCUCAAGACUGUGCGAGCAGCGCGGGAGACGGCGUCUAAUUGAUCCAAUCCAGGCACGCAAUCGAAGCAAACGCGGCAGAGAUUUGUCCAGGCAUGGCGGCGGCCGGUGGGGGCCUGGGCUGCCAGGACGCAGAGAGAAGGCCAACAAAAGGUCAUUGGCGUGGAUCAACAGCCCUAGGGGGAUGGCGCCGGACGACAGCCCCAAUCGGAAGAUACCAAGUCCAUCCACGUCGCUUGCCCGGCUAUCGCUCGCGGCGCAGUUCACGCUGCGAGACCCCCUUGACCAGGGACUCCUGGUCGACUCGGGGCUGUCCUCCACCAGACUACGCCGUCGCCUGGGCCCAAGCCACAACGCGACGCCUGUCAAUAAGGCUGCUGUAUAUGCUUGGAUCUAG